Messenger RNA from Larimichthys crocea (large yellow croaker), 1516 nucleotides. RefSeq names its product G-protein coupled estrogen receptor 1-like. Gene Ontology annotation, cellular component: membrane. The record is from RefSeq and is a predicted model, not a curated record. The transcript is spliced from 2 exons. Bases 295 to 1500 code for a protein of 401 amino acids. Lineage: Eukaryota; Metazoa; Chordata; Actinopteri; Sciaenidae. Gene Ontology annotation, biological process: G protein-coupled receptor signaling pathway; cellular response to estradiol stimulus. Gene Ontology annotation, molecular function: nuclear estrogen receptor activity; G protein-coupled receptor activity.
UGUGUGUGCCUGCAUUGUGCGUCUGUAUGUGGUGGGUGGCACCAAAACACACCUAUAGAUUUACUGUAACACCUGCUUUCGUCGUCGUCACCAUAACAGUGAGGAUUUGGAAGAGCGCAAUGCACUGCAAGGAAGUGUAAGAACAAAGAGUGAGCAUCAGCUCCACUACACACCCAGUGCAGUGCAGAAAGAGGAAACGGAUGGCACCACGGACUCCACAGGGGCUAAAAACCUUUGGAAAACUAACAGUUAUGGCAACUUAUCACAAGUUCAGCAUGGAAGUGUAACACGGACAUGACCAUGUAUGUGGACUACAGAGUCAUCACUCAGUAUAACUUGACUGGCCGGCUAAAUGACACACAAAUGGCAGUCGUCUCUGGUUUUGUGCAGGUGGCUUCAGAGAACCAUGAGCAUUAUAUUAUUAGCCUCUUCCUCUCCUGCUUCUACAUGAUAUUCCUGUUCCCUGUCGGCUUCAUUGGAAACAUCGUUAUUCUAGUGGUCAACCUGGACCACAAGGGCCGCUUGUCAGCCCCGGACCUCUACUUUGUGAACCUGGCCAUAGCUGAUCUUGUCCUUGUGGCCGACUCUCUGAUUGAGGUGUUCAACCUGAAGGAGGGCUACUACGACAUUGCCAGCCUCUGCACCUUCAUGAACCUUUUCCAGCAGGCCAACAUGUACAGCAGUGUCUUCUUCUUAACCUGGAUGAGCUUUGACCGGUUCGUUGCACUCACUGGCUUCAUGGGCCGCAGCAUGCCACGCGCACGUCUUAGCUGCUGUCUUAUCUGGGUGUCCUCCUCUUUGUUCACCGUGCUUCCUUUUGCUAUAGCUCAAGGGCAGCACGCUGGAGAACUCAACUUCUGCUUUGCUAAUGUGACACAGAUUCAGUGGCUGGAGGUGUUGCUGGGCUUUUUGCUGCCUUUCUGCAUCUUGGGUCUGUGCUACUGGAAAAUAGCACGCAUGCUCCAGCAGAGCCGGGGGGAGCAAAGCGGCCCUCAGCAGAAGCCUCGGAGGCAGAAAGCCCUUCGGAUGAUCUCAGCAGCCGUGUUAGUCUUCUUCCUCUGCUGGCUCCCGGAGAACGUUUUUGUAAGUGUUCACCUUCUACGAGGGGACACAGAUGGCGGCACGCUGUGGCACGACUACCCCCUGACAGGUCACGCCGUCAGGCUGGCCGCCUUUUCUAACAGCUGCCUCAACCCGCUCAUCUAUAGCUUCCUCGGGGAGACCUUUCAGGACAAACUGAAGCUUUUUUUCCAGCAGAAGAGCAGAUGGAACAAGCUGCACAGGUCAUCCUCCAUCCAUGUACCAGCUACAGCCACAUGUGGCCAAGCAACAUGUGACAGACCAAACCAGUCCACACAUUUAAACUCUAACAUCAUUUUACUGACCGUUAUACUCCCCUCAAAUAAAUAUCCACUGCAUACGGUAGGUCACACAGAUGACUCCAAUGAAAAAUGUGAGUUCCCCCGAGUAGCAUUCACAGAAACCAGCAACAUAAAAUGACGUGCACAUUGGAAAG